Molecule: messenger RNA, 1915 nt
Organism: Closterium sp. NIES-67
Lineage: Eukaryota; Viridiplantae; Streptophyta; Zygnematophyceae; Desmidiales; Closteriaceae
Source: the annotation of a GenBank genome assembly
UGUCAGCAAGCUGCCUCGCUCGUGAGCCCCAAGAUGCCUUCCUAAACCGGACAUAAAUCUCGGCUGUAGAGUUGGAACCUGUGAUGUUCACGUGCAGACUCAGCUUCAGUUUCGGCCUCGGCCGUGUCCUCUCAAGACGCUCUCCUCUCCUCCCUUCCUGUUCGAGCUUUCGUCCUCGCAGGAGAGUCGCCAUGGCGGAAGCUGCGAGCGGCAAGUUCGAGGGCGAGUCGCAGGGCACGGCGCGAGGCAACAUGGACGCGGUGAUGAAGGGGUGGUUCUCGGAAGUCAGCCCCAUGUGGCCAGGCGAGGCGCACUCGCUCAAGAUCGACAAGGUGCUCUUCGAGGGCAAGUCCGACUUCCAAGACGUCGCCAUCUUCCAAUCGGAGACGUACGGCAAGGUGCUGGUGCUGGACGGCGUGAUCCAGCUGACGGAGCGCGACGAGUGCGCGUACCAGGAGAUGAUCACGCACGUGCCGCUCUGCUCCAUCCCCAACCCCAAGAAGGUGCUGGUGGUGGGCGGCGGCGACGGCGGCGUGCUGAGGGAGGUGUCGCGGCACGUGGGGGUGGAGCAGAUCGACAUCGUCGAGAUCGACGGCAUGGUCAUCGACGUGUCCAAGGAGCAUUUCCCAGCUGUGGCCAUCGGCUACAAGGAUCCUCGUGUCAAUGUGACUGUAGGCGACGGCGUGGCGUUCCUCAAGGAGUGUCCAGCCGGCACGUACGACGCCAUCAUUGUCGACUCCUCCGAUCCCAUCGGUCCAGCGCAGCAGCUGUUUGAGCGGCCGUUCUUUGAGUCGAUGGCGCGCGCGGUGCGGCCCGGGGGCGUGGUGUGCACCCAGGCAGAGUCGCUGUGGCUGCACCUGCCCAUCAUCAAGGACAUCGCACUCGCCUGCCACCACGCCUUCAAGGGCUCCGUCAACUACGCGUGGACCAGCGUCCCCACCUACCCCAGUGGCACGAUUGGGUUCAUGGUGUGCUCCACCCCGGGCCCAGAGGUCAACUUCAAGGUCCCCUGCAACAAGAUCGAGGACCAGCCUGAACGACCUCACCACCUUCCUAAGUUGCCGCCCCUUAAGUACUACAACUCUCAAGUGCAUUCUGCUGCCUUUGUUCUCCCCCAAUUCGCCAAGGAAGCUCUUGAGCCCCACCUCACUAAGUGACAACAAGGAAAGGUUUAGGUGGAAAUGCUGGAACUAUGUUAAUAAAUUUUCAAGCGAAACUGCAUUAUUCAGCACAAGGGGAUCCGCCUCGUUUGCGUCCCGUCAUCUUCAUCGCCGUCUUCGUUAGACAGACUGGUCUUUCCAGGCAGGCAGCAAAGUGACGGAACAAGGGAGAGGGGAGGUGAACGUCAGUAGGUUUCGACUUGAACAAGCUGACUGAAACGAGAGCGAAAAAAGAACACGUGAGGCAAACAGAAGCUCCAUUCGCAGACGUUCACUUCACGGACGAAACCUGAAAAGCAGUUAGUGGUAGGAGCAGUGCAGGCGUGCGCCGGCGACGGGCAGCCAGCAGCAAGAGAGUAUCUUAUCCCGCUCCCGCUCCCCAAACUCCGCCUGGAUUCCCGCAACCUUCCCGCGCCAACGGAUCUCGAAAACCCUCCUGUAGUCGCUAUGUCGCAGAGAUUUAGCCCUCCUACCCCUUCUACCUCUCUUCUACCUCACAUUUAGUUCUCUAGUUUUGAGCAAUCCGCCAUGGUUGUGCUCUGAGCGAGAUAUGGAGAAUGGAGAGACGGACGCUCUCGACGAAGAUCCCUCACAGCACGCGCAUAGAUAUCAGGAGCGACAACAGCCCGCCCCGUCGCACCACGUCGCCGCUGUCGACAGUGCGACGACCCUUGCGACGUUUUCACCCGUCGGCUCGUCGCCUCGCGCCGGUGCGUCGUCACAUCAUGGUCCGAGCGUCGGCGGUGGCGCUAGUG